CGGCCUGCGGCGGCCAUGACAGCCAAGCAGGUCCCAGCGCUGGUGGCUGCGGCGCUCGGGGGAUGGCGUCCCGCCGCCCGGCCGCCACGGCCCUUCUGGGUUGUAGCAGGGUUCCACCAGUGCCCCAGCGUCACCCUCUGCUUCUCUUCGGAAAGAGAUCGCGGCGGCGCCGGGCCCCGCUCCCCGGACAGGCCCGCAGGAGCGGAGAAGCUCCCGGCGAGCCGAGAGUUAACGACAGCUGAGCGACAGAUUGUGGAACUGCACGCGGCCGCCUGCGCGGCCGGCCAGCUGAGCUACGUGGAUCCAGCCACCGGCUACCUGGUGCUGACACGGCUCGCCCACGCACAGAGGGGCCGGUGUUGUGGCUCCGCCUGCAGACAUUGUCCGUACGGUCAAGUCAAUGUUAAAGAUCCGGCUAAAAAGAAGCACUUCAAUUCCCAUUUUUACGUUUGACAAGAAUUUCAUCUCUGUUCUCCUUAAUUAAACCUUAUUUUAAAAACCAGCACCGUAACCCAGAAUCGUUCCUGUUCCGACUGUGAGCACCAGGUUAACUGUAAGUGUAGUUAUUAAAAGGGCAUCAAUAAAAUGAAAAA
Messenger RNA from Pteronotus mesoamericanus, 593 nucleotides. RefSeq names its product chromosome unknown C1orf53 homolog (gene CUNH1orf53). The transcript is spliced from 3 exons. The record is from RefSeq and is a predicted model, not a curated record. Lineage: Eukaryota; Metazoa; Chordata; Mammalia; Chiroptera; Mormoopidae. The coding region runs from base 16 to 453 and encodes 145 amino acids.